Diorhabda carinulata is the source of this 953-nucleotide messenger RNA. RefSeq lists its product as uncharacterized. Gene Ontology annotation, cellular component: extracellular region. The coding region runs from base 65 to 802 and encodes 245 amino acids. Gene Ontology annotation, molecular function: chitin binding. The transcript has 5 exons. The record is from RefSeq and is a predicted model, not a curated record. NCBI's taxonomy places the organism in Eukaryota, Metazoa, Arthropoda, Insecta, Coleoptera, Chrysomelidae.
GAAAACCAUAAUCACGUAUCAUUUUAGAGUUUGAUGUAUAUUGAAUUAGUGAUAGUUUGGGAAAAUGUUCUUCCUAAAAUUGUGCCUAAGUGUUUCAUUGCUUGUCGGACUGUGCCAAGGAUAUUUUCAGAUAAUAACUGAAGAUGGAGAUCUACAAUGUAAACCUAGCUCAAUACAGUGUUUGAGCAACAAUAAAUCCUUUGUAACUUGUGUUAAUACAAAUAAUUUAACAAUACUUUCUACAGUAUUAAAUUGCCCGGAUGGAUAUUAUUGUGAUGAUUCAACAACUACUCCAUGUUUAGCGGACCCGGCGAACAUAACCACAAUUGUAUCCACAACAUCAACAUCAUUGAUAACUACAGUACCAUCUACGACUCAAAACACCGAUACCACACCAACUUUUACAGUAACCACAACAGAUUCAACCAAAUUCAUAACUACGAUUUCAAUAUCAACAGAGGAACUGUCUGAAGCGAUCAUCUCUACUACAAAAGAGGAAACUGUGACUUCAUCGUCAGAUAACACGGAAACAACUGUGUCUGAGUCAACCGUUUCCACAGUAACUUCAACAAAUGAAUUCACAACGAAAAAGAAAGUGGCUAGACCUACAGGAGCUCCAACUUGUACUUCUACUGGACUUUAUCCCGCACCAGCUUGCAAUCAGUACUAUGAAUGCGUAGAAAAAGUAUUUCUACUUAUAUUCAAAUAUUAUGUCGCAGAAUUGAGAACGUGUAUCGAUGGAGAUUAUUAUGAUACUGGUUUACAACAAUGUAUAUUAGCCAUUCUAAGUGACUGUGAAUAAUUGUAAAUGAAACAUAAAAAAUAUAGAAAUUACUCUAUUAUAUUUCAUGCGACAGAAGGUAAAUUUCAUCUUUCUACAAUUUUUACAUAUAUUUUAACAGAAAUUUCAUUAUUUCAACAUAAAAACUAUAAUUAUAUAAUGUUUAUUAAUA